AUGGUAGUCCUAGUUAUACCAGCAACAUGGCUGCCUCAAAUGAAAAAAAAAUCCAGAAGGACUGACAAAGACGCAACUAAAACGAGAGAGCCUAGUUGGGUACAGAGUUCACCUACAGAGAGAGAAGGCUAUGAUUUAUCCAAGACUCGGAAAUCUGAGUCCCGUGCACAGCAUUCUCACAGAGAGCGCCAUGGCCUGAAAAGUAAGCGGAAGCAUCAUAGCACGGAAAAGCGCAAGAAAAAAAAAGAUGGUAGCAAACAUAAGCACAAGAAGGAUAAAAAGAGGUCCAGAACUCAUGACAAGAGUCUAUCUGGUAAAAGCCAAACCCUUUCCCUGAGCAGUGAAAGCAUCGAAUCCCGAGAGCAAAGCAGGUCACGGUCUCAAAGCAAGGACGACUACAGAAGUCCCAAGAGGAAGGAGAGUGACAGUUACUUUGGAGAGGGCGACUUCCAGAGCAAGUACAAUUGGGAGUCCACCGUGUACAGCAGGAAUAGACUGCAGGAAGACUACGAGUCAUCGUACAGGAGGCGGGCUCAGGAUUCAAGACAAUCUCCUAACCCAGACUAUGCAUUAGACUCCUUCUCUGAACGGAGAAAGCUUCGAAGUCCAAGAGGCCGUAGCAGAAGUCGGUAUUACUACUAUGAAAGAAGCAGAUCAAGAAGCAGAUCAAGAAGCAGAUCUCACAGUCCUCCUCGAGGAUGUGACAGGACAAGAUCCGAGAAGCCCAGUGGGAAAAGGAAAUACAAGACCCGUCACCUGGAGAGGUUUGACAGGGGAAACAAAGAGGCCUCUUCCCCAAAAGAAGGCAGUACCUUUGGGAAACCUUUGCCAAAGUGCCCGGACUCUUACAAAAGAGCAUCUAGCUUCUUGGACAGUCCAUGUGAGGCAGAUACCUCAGAGAGAAAGAGGAAAAGAGUGUCCAGAAGCCCAAGUAUGGAGAUAAUUAAUGAAACAAAACCCAAAAAGAAAAGAAGGGAGAAGAAGCCAUAUAAAAGCCACCUCGGCUCCUCUCCAAUGGCUAUUAUGAUUACAAUUGACAGUGACAGUGACAGUGAUAAAACCGCUGAAAUCCAGGCCUAUUUAGGAUGGGACAAUUUCGUUUCCUGGAGUCCUGAAGUCUCACAAUAUGAGAGAGAGGGAGAAUCUCCAUCAGCAUACUUGGAGGCUAGAGACUCCAGAUGUGACAGAGUUGGUGAGAGAGAAAAUAUGGACAAGGAUAGAUUAUGA
Molecule: messenger RNA, 1227 nt
Organism: Pogona vitticeps (central bearded dragon)
Lineage: Eukaryota; Metazoa; Chordata; Lepidosauria; Squamata; Agamidae
Source: RefSeq, a predicted model, not a curated record